AUGGUCAACACAUCCCACUCCCGCUCCGUCCGCGGCACCCUCUCGCACUCCUCCUCCUCCCAGCCGCCCCCAAGCCUCAGCGACGCCACAAGCCUAACCCCCGAAAACGGCUCUAUCCCGCUUCCACCCCACGACUCGGCCCCUCCGCCAUCUCCCUCUCAACCCCCCACUACCACCUCUUCUCCUUCUUCUCCCGCAACCUCAGCUCCCCCCGAAGCCCCCACACCAAGCACCCCCUACCGCACCCUCGGCACCGCAGCAGGCGGACCCGACAAGAGGGCUGUAGGGAAUCGCGCCGAGGCUGCUGCCGAGGGCACCGCAGGAGACGUAGCAGUCCAAAGAAAAGGAAAGGGCGACGGCGAAGAAGAAGAAGUUCACAGGAGACGUGUCAGAGCUACGUUGCCGAAUCAGAAGCGCCAAGGGAGCGCACACAAGACCAUGUUGCGCGAUCCGCCCUGUUUGACGGGUGAGGGGGAGGAGAAGAGGAUGGAUACCGGCACGGAGACGGAGCGCGUGCGGAAGAGGGAGAGCGAGAGUAAGCUGUGA
Molecule: messenger RNA, 546 nt
Organism: Bipolaris maydis ATCC 48331
Lineage: Eukaryota; Fungi; Ascomycota; Dothideomycetes; Pleosporales; Pleosporaceae
Source: RefSeq, a predicted model, not a curated record